AUCAAUUUGGUAUUUACUGUCGAUCCGUCACUACGCUACUUUAGUUGUGGGUUUUGCCCCAUCCGUGCCCAUCUCUCCUCAUUCUUCUAUGGACUACCAGCUUUUGAUCUUCACACCUAAUCUAGCAUAGCUUCUUGGGGAUCGCUGCAUUGGCUGCAUCGUCUUCAAAACUUCAACCUGUUAUGCCACAUCCCCCAUUUACGGUACCUGUCACGAUAAACAAAAAACUCCGAGUUUCACCAUUUGACAUCUCUAGGCUCAAACCUCGUCUCGUCUUUUGCUAGAAUUGUUCCACACCAAUUGGGCCCGUCCGUUGACUGACGUCUUACACCUACAACACAUACUGCGCAUAGUCUACUCAUAACUCACCGGCUCAUCACGAUCCUCGUUUUCCAGCUAUACUCAUUCUUGCAUGAGUUGACGUCUCGUCGUCUUCCAAUCUCCUCCUCCCUUUGAGCUCCAUCCCAACCAAACCUUCUCAACUCAGCCGUUUCGGAUCCUGCGCCUUAUCGAUUCGGAUGGUCGCCAGAUGCCCCAUGAUCCCAGUGUUUCAAGCUAACUCGCAAUUGGCAUUACUCUGUCGGACUUCAACCUCGACACACUACCAUCUCAGGGAUUCACCGCCAACACUUACUUCCCCCGGCCUUGACCAACCUGGUCAUCCCCCUCAGCUGAUCUUCUUGUUCUGCCUAUCCUGCAACGCCGACAGCCUACCGCCUUGCUGCGAACCACCAUCUGACACCGUUCACCCUGAGAGCUACGCCUCCAUAGCCCAUCACAUCCCAAUCCACCAGUGAAUGCCCCUCAGGCCCCUUGCUUCCACUCCUUCCAGCCUUUGCGGUACCGAUUCUUAGGCCAAGUCAACCUGUCGAUCUCCACUAUCUCGAACCAGCUCUAGCCAAUCACCACUCUCUUCAUUAACCAGGCUAAACCCCCCAGCCAUAGUACAUCAUGGCCGACCUCGCCCGCGAAGAGGCUGACCGUUACUUCUCUCACCGUAACCACCUGACUUCCCACCCAGAAGACAGGGACAGCAGUUCUCGAAGUUCAUCAGAAGAUCCCAACGAACGCAACUUUGACGGCUCUCGCUCAGACCCUGGCACCGACGACGACGACGAUCGCCAUAACAUGGCUACCAUAACUGCCACCAAGGCGAACUACAACAUUCCCUCUCAGACACAAUAUGCAAACACCGGUCCCAAGGGGGUCAUUGCCGACGCUCAAUCAUUCGCUCGCGCCAAACAAACCACCUUCCGCCAACGUCUGGUCAGCUUUGGUCGUAGCCUGGCCAACGCCAAACCCACCGAUUUGGAACACACCACAUCCGAGAAACACACAAAACCCUCUGAAUCAACAGCCUCGGAUUCUGACUCCCUUGGCCUGUCAGACGAAGACGCAGAUUCCGAAUUCAUGAAGACAUGGCGAGCAAAUCGCCUACAGGAGCUUUCGAACCAGUCAGCCGCACAGUAUUCCUCACAACGGCGACAAUCACCCAGUCAGAGAACAUGGGGAGUCUUGGCCGAAGUCGACGCCAAUGGUUACCUAGACGCCAUUGAAAAAGUCUCUGACGAAAGCGUGGUCGUCGUCAUGAUCUACGAUCCCCGCUCAACAUCCAGCAACGAAGUCCAAGACGAACUGACCAUGCUUGCCUACAAACACAACAAAACCCGCUUUGUCAUGUUACAUCAUGAAAUCGCCGAAAUGGACAUGGUCCGAAUCCCCGCCAUUCUCGCCUACAAGGCUGGAGAUGUCAUUGCCACCAUCUCUGGUGCCAAGGCAGAAGGUCUCGAAGAGACAUUGCUUCAAAAUCGAAUAUUGAGAUCAUAAUUUGGAGGAAUGUGUUUUAGAAAUCACGAUAGUACAAGAGAUACCCCUAACAAGAAGCCAACAAAUGUCCCAAUCACGCUCGAUCAACCACUACAACUCAUAACCCCAACCAUACCAUCCUUUGUCAAUCAGUUUACCAGCUUUUAUCACUAAUACCUCGUUUCCAUGUUUACUGCGGAGAAAAGGGUGUCUUUAGAGACUGGGCAUUGACAUUAACAUUAACGACGAUGAUGACGACAACCACCGCCACCACCACCACUACAUCCUCCUUGAUCCUCAUUUCUGGAUCUUCUUCUCCCCCAUCAUCAUCGAACCUUGACCUGCCACUGUUACCACCACGACCAACUACAGACCAAGCUAAAUCAUCUUACAAGCUGCCCACAUCAUGAUGGAGUGCUGAAUUCACCAAUGCGGUCACCACUGCGGGAUACUUGGGAUGCUGGGGGAUAAUUUGAAUAUUAGGCGACGACAUGUCUUGGGCCCUGGAUCAUGCAAAAUCGCUAGCAGGAACUUGGAGCUCUCCACUACACUACACUACCUCGACCGAUCUAUUUGGUCACGGCUCGCGCCGAUAUGGAUGUGUCAAAAAACCCAGGGCGGUGAAAGCACGUGCCUAUCAAUCAAUAAAUCAAUCAAUCAACACCGAUCUUCCAUUCUUUCCUCCCUAACUCCAAGCCCUCUCAACAUAUAUCUCCC
Molecule: messenger RNA, 2523 nt
Organism: Exophiala mesophila
Lineage: Eukaryota; Fungi; Ascomycota; Eurotiomycetes; Chaetothyriales; Herpotrichiellaceae
Exons: 2
Coding region: 952-1827 (291 amino acids)
Source: RefSeq, a predicted model, not a curated record